Danio rerio (zebrafish) is the source of this 1059-nucleotide messenger RNA. RefSeq names its product mesencephalic astrocyte-derived neurotrophic factor (gene manf). NCBI's taxonomy places the organism in Eukaryota, Metazoa, Chordata, Actinopteri, Cypriniformes, Danionidae. The record is from RefSeq and is marked provisional. Gene Ontology annotation, biological process: signal transduction. Gene Ontology annotation, cellular component: extracellular region.
GUGUUGUCGAGCCGGUAUCAUUAGUGGUCGUUCAGAUACUAGAAUAGCGCUUUUCACAUCGUAUUUAACUGGUUUGACGCGUUUAUCUGAGCUUAGAAUGUUAUAUUUAAGUGGACUUUCUGUGGCAUUGGCUCUCGCGCUGGUUCCGAGCUGCAGUGAUGCUUUGAAAGAUGGAGAGUGUGAAGUCUGUGUGGGUUUCCUCCAGCGGCUUUACCAGACGAUACAAGAAAACAACGUCAAGUUUGACAGCGACUCAAUUGAAAAGGCUCUUCUAAAAUCGUGUAAAGACGCCAAAGGGAAAGAAAACCGAUUUUGUUAUUAUAUAGGUGCAACGAGUGAUGCAGCAACAAAGAUUACCAAUGAAGUUUCCAAACCAAUGAGUUACCAUGUGCCAGUGGAAAAGAUCUGCGAAAAACUCAAAAAGAAGGACAGUCAAAUCUGUGAACUCAAAUACGAUAAACAAGUUGACUUGAGCUCCGUCGACCUUAAGAAGCUGAAAGUGAAAGAUCUGAAGAAAAUUUUGGAAGAAUGGGGCGAGUCCUGCAAAGGAUGCGUGGAGAAAUCUGACUUCAUCCGCAAAAUCAAUGAGCUGAUGCCCAAGUAUGCACCCAGCGCAGCCAAGGCACGGACAGAUCUGUAAACUCGCAGGGACUGAGGGAGUGGCCUGAGGCGUUUAGGGUGGAGAUUUGGCGCUGUGCAGCUUGACUGAGCACCUAACAGCGGGGCUUGCAUUGUGUUGUCACUUUACCAUGUUCUCCAGGGGUAAACAAACAUGACUCGCACUUCCACAAACACACAGCAUUUAAUUUAUGUUCUGAGUUAUGAUAUCCAACACAAGAGAAAUGCCUCCUGACGUUAUGGGAAACAUGUUCGACACACUUUGCCUAGUUUGAUUGACAUUUUCUUUCCUUUUUUAUUUUGGCUUUCUUAGUUUGACUCAUUAUAUGAGCUGUAAUGAGUCUCGUCUUCAGAACAUUGGGUCAGUUUGACUGGACUUCUUUGCUGUAAAAUGUUUAAUACAAUUAUACUGUCUUUUUCAUUAAAAUGGGAAAAAGCCAA